This is a messenger RNA of Mesocricetus auratus (golden hamster), 2271 nucleotides long. It is a transcript of the gene Abhd17a, whose product is annotated as abhydrolase domain containing 17A, depalmitoylase. Gene Ontology annotation, cellular component: plasma membrane; endosome membrane. Gene Ontology annotation, molecular function: palmitoyl-(protein) hydrolase activity. Lineage: Eukaryota; Metazoa; Chordata; Mammalia; Rodentia; Cricetidae. Gene Ontology annotation, biological process: protein depalmitoylation. Bases 349 to 1203 code for a protein of 284 amino acids. The transcript is spliced from 5 exons. The record is from RefSeq and is a predicted model, not a curated record.
GUGUUAGAAGAAGACUCACUUCCGCCCGCGGCGGAGCGGCGGUGGUGGCGGCGCAGGAGGGCCGGCCGCGGUCCCGAGGGACACACGGACGGACGCAGGGGCGGGCGGCCGGGAGCCAUGGAGUGCGGCCCCGGGGCCGGCGGACGCGGGCGGCGGGUGUCCCACUAUAUGACAUGGAGACCUGUGGCUGCGAGGCUCCCGGGGGCUCGCCUUGGACCACGAUGGGGCCAGGCCGCGGCCUCCUAACCGGACUGAGGUGUGCGGCCCGCGAGCCUGGCCGCCCUCUGCCCGCGUCUCAGAGCAACCCCCCCGCCCCUCCCCUGGCCCGGCGCGGGCACAGUGCCCGCCAUGAACGGCCUGUCGGUGAGCGAGCUCUGCUGCCUCUUCUGCUGCCCGCCCUGCCCGGGCCGCAUCGCUGCCAAGCUCGCCUUCCUGCCUCCCGAGCCCACCUACUCAUUGGUACCCGAACCCGAGCCGGGGCCCGGCGGGGCUGGCGCUGCCCCCUCAGGUCCCCUGCGGGCCUCAGCGGCCACCCCCGGGCGCUGGAAGAUUCACCUGACGGAGCGCGCUGACUUCCAGUACGGCCAGCGCGAGCUGGAUACCAUUGAGGUUUUCCUGACCAAGAGCGCGCGCGCCAACCGCAUCGCCUGCAUGUAUGUGCGCUGUGUACCCGGUGCCAGGUAUACAGUUCUCUUCUCACAUGGCAAUGCAGUGGACCUGGGCCAGAUGUGCAGCUUCUAUGUCGGCCUGGGCACGCGCAUCGGCUGCAACAUUUUCUCUUAUGACUACUCUGGCUAUGGGAUCAGCUCUGGCCGGCCCUCAGAGAAGAACCUGUAUGCUGACAUCGAUGCGGCCUGGCAGGCCCUUCGCACCAGGUACGGCAUCAGCCCCGACAGCAUCAUCCUGUACGGCCAGAGCAUCGGCACAGUGCCCACGGUGGACCUGGCAUCGCGCUAUGAGUGUGCUGCGGUGGUCCUGCACUCGCCUCUCACCUCGGGCAUGCGGGUGGCCUUCCCUGACACCAAGAAGACCUACUGCUUUGAUGCUUUCCCUAAAGGCCUCCAUCUGCUAACGCUGAAGCUGGAGCCUAAGUCCCAAGUCCACGAAAACCUCACCAAGUCGAGCGUCCCUGACGCUGUGCCCACUCCUCUCUGGCCUCGGGACCUUGGUACAGGCCUCACUAGAUCCCCGUCUGCAGUCUGACUGCUCGCUUCUCCCACAACUGCCUCCUUCUCCAUCACCUGCUUCAGGGUCCACCCCACCCCCCGAGAUGCUGAGCUUUAGACCCCAGGCUGUCCAAGGGCCAAGUCUCCUGUGACCCUGGUGCAGACGGGAAGAUGAGCGUCUGCACAUGGUUGGAAAGGACAAGCCUCGUUCCUAGCCCGUCACCCUGGAAUCGGGAUGCUGAGACAGGAUUGCCCCUCCCUAUGUCCAGCUGUUGCUGGCCACGAACUCUGGCUUCCUGGGUGCUGAGGAUGGGACCCGGUGCUCCCUGUGGGUGAGAGCACUCCGCCAGAUGAGCUGCGGCACCAGCUCCUCUCAUGUUUUGAGUGAGGGCCUUCCCGUAGCUCCUGUGAGCCUGACCUGACCGAGGCCUGCCACACCUGCUCUAUGUGGGACUUAGGGCACAGGGCAUGCCGGACGGGAACUCCAGCCAUGUUUUUGUUUUUAAUUUUUGGGAUAGGGUCUCUGUCUUGAGCUUGGCAGACUGAAACUCGCUAUGUAGCCCAGGCUGGCCUCCAACUUGAGGCAGUCCCAAGACUUUAGUCUCCCCAAUGCUGGAAUGACAGACCUGAUGAGUCAGCAUGUAAGCCACAGCCAAUUUAAACAAACAAAAAGCCCAGCCAGUCUGGGACUUGUUUUGCACAAGCCUUUAACCCCAGCACUCGGGAUGCAGAGGCAGGCAGAUCUCUAGGUUCAAGGCCAGCCUGGUCUAUAAAGUUCCAGGAUAGCUAGAGCUACACAGAAACCCUGUCGCAAACAAAAAAAUCACAUUUAUUUGAGGGUGAGGCACGUGCACCACAGCAUGGGCAGAGGUCAGCUGUCGAGAAUCUGUUCUAACCAUGUGUGUUUUGGGAGCUGAAUUCAGGUAAUCAGACUUGGAGGCAAGAGUCUUUACUCACUGAGCCAUCUGGCUGGUCCUACAGCCAACUUUUUAAAUGCUUCCUUCUGUCCACUGUGUUUUGUAAUAGCCAUCUUUGUCACUAUUAGUCAUUUAAAAGUUGGAUAAAUGUACAUUUACUAUAAAGAUGUAUAUUUAAAUGGUCUGUA